Haemorhous mexicanus (house finch) is the source of this 1704-nucleotide messenger RNA. RefSeq names its product CD83 molecule (gene CD83). The record is from RefSeq and is a predicted model, not a curated record. The coding region runs from base 140 to 793 and encodes 217 amino acids. The transcript has 5 exons. NCBI's taxonomy places the organism in Eukaryota, Metazoa, Chordata, Aves, Passeriformes, Fringillidae.
UCUAGAUAAGUCUGGGGGAUUCCCCAGUCUGCCUUCAGAAAUAUCACUCUAGAAGCAGUCCUAGCUUCACUCUGCUCUCACAGUCCAUCCUGCAGAGAGGCACGCUGCUGCUGCUCUGUCAUCUGGAGCAGGAAAAGCCAUGUCUUUGGGAGUCUGUGCUCUGCUCAUCAUCCUGUGCAAUGUCUGGUGCUUGAUCCGUGGGACUUCUGUGAUGAUCCCAGAUGUUGCUGUGAGGUGUGCUGAGGAUGUGGUGCUGCCCUGUAAAGCUCUUCAGGACCCCUCAAACUCCUACCAGACAGUGUCUUGGCAUAAAAUGGCUGGAGACAGCGAAGGAAUAGCAUGGGAAGUCCUUGAUAUGGAAUCUCAUUUUCCACGAGAAGCUGGGGGGUCCUUGGAGCUCUCCAAUGACACCUCCUUUUCACUGAGGAUCAAAAACGCGACCGGCCGAAACAGCGGGACGUACAGGUGCACUUUGGGGGAGCAGAACGGAGAACGCAAUCUGAGCAGCACGGUCACAGUAAAAGUAACAGGUUGCCCUGGAAUAGAAGAGGACAAACUAAAAAAAUACAAAGGCGAGCUCUUCAUGCUGACUUGCCUUGGGAUUUUUUACUUGCUGCUCAUCUUCUUUACUUGCACAUGUCUAAGAAAAGAGAGUAUGUCUCCCAAUUACCAAAAAACAAGACCAGAUAUGAAGCACAUGCUUACCCUCAUCAAUGUACAUGAAAUAACAACUUUUCAGCAUGUAAACAGCGACAGCUCUUGCAAAAACGAGCUUACUUCAAGUUCUGUCUAAGCUGAUGUUGAUGGCACUGUGGACUCAUCAGUAAACACAAGCUGGAUGGCUGAGUGGUAUGGAGAGGAAAUAAAUGAUAAUAUAUGGUCACUUCAGAACAGCCUGAAAGUGCAGGGACCUUGUCAGUGAUCUGCUUGUGCUGGACAAGCCUUCGACAAGCACUGUUAUGCACUACGGUAGCUUUUGAGAGUUAGUCAGCUAAGAGAGACCUUUACAGCUACCCAACAUGGCACCAUGCUGUUAUGAGGUUGGUAUCAGCUCUGUUUCACUCUGCUGUGAAGCCCUCCUUUUCUGAGCAAGAAUAUGCUUCUCACAUGAAGACUGAGUUGUAGGGAGGCCAUGGCUGUGCAAAGCCAGCAGAUGAAGCUCUUUGCUGGACUGAUAUCUCCCACCUUUCUGAAGCAAACACAGUAGGUGCUGCAGUAUGAACAGAAACGUGUGCAGGGCUGUCUCUGAUCUGAGCCUGAUCCUGGAUGGAGUUCCUUUACUGCAAAUGAGAUGUAAUCCAUCAUGUGAUGUUCAGGUAGGCUGAAUAGGUAACUUCAUGCCCUUGCACUGGAAGGACCAAAGCAACAUUCACUCUUAAAUCUUAGAGUGACAGACAGGCUGAGAAGGAAGAAGAUUUUCUCAAAAUCUUUCUGGAUUGAAUGAACUUUUUAUCUCAGCAGGAAAAAUAGGGACAUAUUUUCCAGAUUAAUCUGUAGGAAGCUUCAAUGAGACUGUUAAUCUCAAGUAAGAAUGAAAAAGACUGUGAUAUUAAGGACAUGUAAAGAUGACUUAUCGUGUGGUUUACAAAACAUGGAGCCAAACAUAUGCAACACUUACGUCAGUCAAGUUACACAAGGCAGGACCGGAGCCAUGGCUUGGAGGAAAUCAACCAACCAUGUCUUUGGGAUAUACUGAGUUAGCUA